AUGGAUUCAUGCAUGCUUGUUGUUUCUCUCAUUCUUGAGAUCAUCUUCAUUGCUCUAUUUUCCUCACACCCUGUAGUAGCAGCUAACUCGAAACUCUUCAGAGAAUACAUAGGAGCUGAGGACAAAGGUGUUACCUUUUUAGAUGUACCCAUCAAUGAAGACGUAGAUUUUCACUUCAUCCUUUCCUUUGCUAUUGAUUACACCACCUCUUCUUCUUCCCCUCCUUCCCCCACCAAUGGUGAUUUCAGGGUUUACUGGGAUACACAAAACCUCAACCCUUCUCAUGUAUCCUCCCUCAAAACACAUCAUCGGAAUGUGAAGGUAGCUAUGAGUCUAGGAGGCGAUACAAUAGCAAACAAUGAGAAAGUAUACUUCAGCCCUAAAACAAUCAAUUCCUGGGUUAGAAAUGCCAUUCAUUCCAUAACAGAUAUAUCAAGACAGUAUCAUUUGGAUGGCAUAGAUAUCGACUAUGAACACUUCCAUGCAGAUGCUGACACAUUCGCUGAGUGCAUUGGGCGACUUCUUUUCUUCCUAAAACAAAAUGGGGUGGUCUCAUUUGCAUCAAUAGCACCUUAUAAUGAUGAUUCCGUGCAACCCCAUUACUUGGCCUUGUGGAGGAAGUACGGGCAUCUCAUAGACUACGUUAACUUUCAGUUCUACGCCUAUGAAAAGGGUACAAAUAUUUCUCAAUUCCUGAAAUACUUCGACGAACAGAGCUCUAACUACAGAGGUGGUAAGGUCCUAUUGAGCUUUGGCACCGAUGGAAGCGGAGGGUUGUCUCCGGAAAGUGGGUUCUUUAUGGCAUGUCGCAGGCUGAAGCAUCAGGGGAAACUUCAUGGCAUAUUUAUUUGGUCAGCGGAUGACUCCAUGAAAGAUGGUUUCCGCUAUGAGAAACGCUCACAAACCCUGUUGGCCAAAUCAAUAUGAUCUAUUCCGAAAUUAGUGUUGAAAUUGCAAGAUUUUGGUCUUGUUGUUGUGAUAAUAUUUUCAUGAAAUUUGUAUUCUUUGGCAAUUAGUAUAACUUUGAAAGAGUGGGGUCUAAGUCUAAGCCUAUUUGGCAUCUUCAAAAUUUUUUA
This is a messenger RNA of Gossypium raimondii (Peruvian cotton), 1076 nucleotides long. RefSeq names its product chitinase 2. The record is from RefSeq and is a predicted model, not a curated record. The transcript has a single exon. NCBI's taxonomy places the organism in Eukaryota, Viridiplantae, Streptophyta, Magnoliopsida, Malvales, Malvaceae. Gene Ontology annotation, molecular function: hydrolase activity, hydrolyzing O-glycosyl compounds. Gene Ontology annotation, biological process: carbohydrate metabolic process. Bases 1 to 927 code for a protein of 308 amino acids.